Messenger RNA from Monomorium pharaonis (pharaoh ant), 942 nucleotides. RefSeq names its product peroxiredoxin 1 (gene Prx2). The transcript has 4 exons. The record is from RefSeq and is a predicted model, not a curated record. Gene Ontology annotation, molecular function: thioredoxin peroxidase activity. Gene Ontology annotation, cellular component: cytosol. Lineage: Eukaryota; Metazoa; Arthropoda; Insecta; Hymenoptera; Formicidae. Bases 151 to 738 code for a protein of 195 amino acids. Gene Ontology annotation, biological process: cell redox homeostasis; removal of superoxide radicals; hydrogen peroxide catabolic process.
CGCGCGUAUAUAUAUGCAGCGGUCGAUACCAAAAGGUUCUCAGAGACCGGUCGCCGGCGAGUUCCCGUUUCCUUCUCGUUCGUUCUCAUUGCGCCUUUCGCAGUUUUCUACGAGGAAGCCCACACCAGCGAUAAAACGACAAAAGCAGCCAUGCCAGUGCCUCAGCUCCAGAAACCGGCGCCCGCUUUCUCCGGCACCGCCGUCGUGAACGGACAAUUCAAGGAAAUCAAGCUCUCCGACUACAAGGGCAAAUAUGUUGUGCUCUUCUUCUACCCGUUGGACUUUACUUUCGUAUGCCCGACGGAGAUCGUCGCUUUCUCCGACCGGGCGAAGGAGUUCACCGACAUCGGCUGCCAUGUGAUCGCCGCGUCCACCGAUUCUCACUUCAGCCAUCUCGCCUGGGUGAACACUCCGCGCAAGCAAGGCGGCCUCGGUGAGAUGAAUAUCCCUCUUUUGGCGGACAAGAGCUGCAAGAUCGCCCGCGACUACGGUGUGCUCGACGAAGAAUCGGGAAUUCCCUUCCGUGGGCUUUUUAUCAUCGACGAUAAGCAAAACUUGCGCCAGGUCACCAUCAACGACUUGCCCGUGGGAAGAUCUGUGGACGAGACUUUGCGUCUGGUUCAAGCAUUCCAAUUCACCGACAAGCACGGCGAGGUUUGUCCAGCCGGUUGGAAACCCGGCAAGAAGACCAUGAAGCCCGACGUUGUCGGCUCUCUGGAGUACUUCAAGGAUCAAUAGACAAUAAAUUUGUAUCAAUCUCUCUUUAUACUUACUGUUAAGUGCACUCAUGUGCACGUGUGUUUAUACUCUUUUGCUGCGUACAUACUCUACGAGUUUGACACAUUCUGUUUCCUACUUAGCAUAGUUAGAUAUACAUAUCGUGCGAUCUUCAUACUGAAACAUCCGUUUUUAAGUUUAAUAAACGGAUUUAUUUUCUACAUA